Messenger RNA from Polistes dominula (European paper wasp), 1903 nucleotides. RefSeq names its product 2',5'-phosphodiesterase 12. Gene Ontology annotation, molecular function: 3'-5'-RNA exonuclease activity. Lineage: Eukaryota; Metazoa; Arthropoda; Insecta; Hymenoptera; Vespidae. The record is from RefSeq and is a predicted model, not a curated record. Gene Ontology annotation, biological process: nuclear-transcribed mRNA catabolic process, deadenylation-dependent decay. Gene Ontology annotation, cellular component: mitochondrion.
UUAAGAAAAUUCUUCAUAAUCCAAAUAAUUGUAAUAUUAUAAUGUUAAGUAUAUUUACAAAUAAUUGUUAUAUUCGAAAAAAUCAACUAACCUCACUAAUCAAAAUAUUGAAUAUAAAUUUAGUGACUCGUAAUAAACAUACAGAUUUAAAAAUGAUAUUAAAUAGUGGAGAAGCACUUGUGUAUCACGAAAAAGGAGCAGAAACGUUUGAUUUAAUGCUACGUUAUGAAUGUCCAACAAUUAAGAUCGAUCGUCAAUUCAACUUUACAAGACGUAUCAAUGAGACCGUUGAUUUAUUUGUCAAUAAACUCAAUAACAAUAUUAGUAAAAUAUUAAUGAAAAGAAGAAAGAAAUUUGAGGAUGCACUUGACGAAAUUUUAAAGAAAGAUAUAUUCUUGUACAAAGAUGACGUUAAGAUAAGUGGUGAUGUGUCGUUUGAAACUAUUUUGAAGGAUGUAAAUAAUCUUAAAUUAGUGAUAUUUGAUGAGACAUUUAUAAUCAAGAAAAAUAUGCCAAUUGUCAAUCGUCUUACUUUAGCUUCAUCUAUACAAUGCGGUUUUCCAACAUAUCCAGCUAAAUUUAAUGCAUUGCAUACGGAUAAUAAAAUAUCUGACUUUAGUUGGUACAAAACAAAUAAAGAUUCCAAACAAGCAUGGUUACACGUUGGAGAUGGAUAUUUUUACAUACCAAAUAUAUCUGAUAUUGGUUAUAGAUUAAAAUUGAGUUGCACUCCAAGAAACAAUAAUGAUUAUGGACCUUUAACUGAAGUCGAAUCUAAAGGUUUGGUAGAAGCUGGUCCAGGACCUUGUCCGUUUGAUACUCGUCAUCUAUUUACUAAUAAUAAAUUGACAGGCAAAAGUUUCAGAGUUACAUCCUAUAAUAUAUUAGCAGAAUCGUAUUCUAGUACUACUUACAGUAAAGAAAAUUUAUUUCCUUAUUGUCCAGCAUAUGCUCUAGAAAUGGAUUAUCGUAAGCAACUUAUACUCAAAGAAUUAAUAGGAUUUAACUCCGAUAUAAUUUGCCUCCAAGAGGUCGAUAGUAAGAUUUAUGAGAAUGACCUUACGCCAAAUUUGUCCUUACUAGGAUAUAAAAGUAUAUUUAAUACAAAAAAUUCAAUGUCUGAAGGUCUAGCAAUAUUUUUUAACGAAAACAGAUUCGAAGAACUGUGUUCUGAUUUGACAGUUAUAGGGCAUAAUACUGAAAUGCCUAAAUUUGCACAAGUUUGGUCAAAAAUACAGAAUGAAAAGGCAAAGAAACGAUUUUUAGAUAGAAAUACAACUGCACAGAUAAUUGCAUUAAGGUCAAAGGAAAGACCAUCAGAUAUUUUAGUUAUUACUAAUACGCAUUUAUAUUUUCAUCCUGAAGCGGAUCACAUACGUUUGUUACAAGGAUAUUACAUAUUACUGUAUAUAGAAAAAUUUGUAGAAAAUAUGAAGACAAAGUGUCCUGAUAGUAAUGUUAGCAUUUUAUUAUGCGGCGAUUUCAACAGUGUACCUGAAUGCGGUAUUUAUCAAUUAAUGACAGAAAACUAUAUACCUGAAAAUUAUAAAGAUUGGAGCAGUAAUUCCGAAGAAACUGUAGAAGAUGUAUCUUUAACCCAUAGUAUUUCUUUUGCAAGUGCGUGCGGAACACCAACGUAUACAAAUUACACUCCAGCUUUUUCAGGCUGUUUGGAUUACAUAUUUUACGAAAAGAAUAAACUUGAAGUAGAGCAAGUAAUUCCAAUGCCUAGUUUGGAAGAAGUUAGUGCAAAUAUUGGUUUACCUUCUGUAGUAUUCCCAAGUGAUCAUAUAUCAUUAUGUGCUGAUUUAAAAUGGAUCGCAUAAUAAGUGAUAAAGUAAUUGAAUUUUAUAAUAUAACAUAUUUGUAUAAAUGCUAAAGAUAAAAUAAAUAAAAAAGUAAG